Rotaria sordida is the source of this 1977-nucleotide messenger RNA. The record is from the annotation of a GenBank genome assembly. Lineage: Eukaryota; Metazoa; Rotifera; Eurotatoria; Philodinida; Philodinidae.
AUGGUUUAUUUAAACGAUUACGCAGACCAAAGCGAUGCAUAUUUCACACCAACAUCAGAAACAUUAGAGCAAAUGCUUGAUAUAAAUAUCAAUAAUAUUGGUACUACUUUAACUGAUUUGAAUUCAUGGAAUCUUUACAAUUCAAAUCCUCUACAAAGAUCAACAACAGAUUUUGAUGAAGUUUUCAUGACUCAAUUUCAAAAUGUCUGUGGUAAUAAUAAUGAUUUGGAACUCUAUGCCUCAAAUGCUGAACGUGUAAUUGAUACAAUGGAUAAUUCAUACGUUGAAGCUCUAUUAAAUGAUUGUCAAUAUGAAAGAAUUCACAUUAUUUCUCAACCAAAAGCAUUUUAUCGUGGACGAUAUCCUAGUGAAAUUGAUAAACUUAAAAAUCGAGCUAAACGUUUUAUCCGUGCUGAGAACAAUGGUAACAGACAUGAAUAUCCAACUGUUCAGAUUCCAUCACAAUGGUAUCAUUCAAAUCAACAAUUAUAUAUUCGAGUUACAUUAGUAACUGUAACUAGUGACAGAAUACCUUAUCAUUGUAUUCAUCCUUAUGAAAUUGAUACACCAGAAGAUAAUGUCAUUCAAAAUUUGGAGAAUAAUUCACUUUAUUUUCGUAUUAACGAAAAUGAAUUUAUUAAAGGUAAAAAAAGUUUUCUUAUUAUUGUAAAAAAACAAAAACAAGAUGAUUUGAAAUCAUACGGACCAAUGCGUUUGCUUGAUUAUGAACAAGAUGAAACUCUAAGCAUUGAAACUCCACAAGAAGUUAAACAAAAAAUAUUACUAUAUCAAUUGUGGAAAUCUCAACUUGUUUUCACACUAGCUAAACAACAAGAUAACAAUAUUUUUCCUGUUCCAAUACUUCAUACGUUGGCCAAAUCUCAAAUUAUGGUUGAUGGAUUACCUUUUGGACGAGACUUAUCUAUGAAUCUUUCAAAUGGUAAACCAAAUAAUCCAAUUAAAUGUAUACCACAAAAAGGAGAUUGGCAAGGUGAUGAUGAAGUGUUAAUUAUUAUGUCUAAGCCAAUCAAAGGAAAAAAGUAUACAAUUUGUUUCGAUUUUGGUCUAUUUGGAGAACAAAUUGUUAAUGAAAUAACACAUAUUGAUACAAAAACAAUUUUAUUUCGAACACCACCAUGUCCAAUAUUACCAGGAGAUAAAAAUUUUCAAGUAUCAGUUAUUAUUAAAGAAAAUAAUUUACUCUUAUCUUCAAUUGAUUUUUAUUAUGUGACACCAAUGAAACCAACAAUCAAUCUAUGUAGACGUUGUCAAAGUAAUAUAAAUGAUAAUCGUAGAAGUAAUAAAAGAAUAUGUGAAUAUAAUGAAUAUAUUGAAACUGAUAGUGGAGAAAGUCUUAUUUCACAUAUGAAACAAUUAUCAAUAGAACAGAAACCUAUUCAAUCUCAUAUUCCAAUUUCAUCAAAUGAAAAAGAUACAAAAUUUGAUAAAUAUCUUAAUCAAUUAAAAGUUGCUUUAGAAAAAUUUGUUCGUACAAAUGAUCCUUCUCAAUUAUUUCGUCGAACACGUAUUUUGUUAUCUAAAUGUGAUGAAAAUUCACUUCCAUUGAAUGAUGCUAUUCAACGUGGACAUAUAGAAAUAGCAUUAUCACUUAUUGAACAAGUUCUUGAUAUGAAUUCAUCACAAGGAUUAUUAGAAAAAGAAAAUGAAAAUGGUGAAACACCAUUAUUAAUUGCAGCUAAAUGUAAUCAAUGGAAAUUAAUUGAAGUUAUUCUUAAAAAUCGAUCUGAUCUUGUUGAACAGAAAGAUAAAAAUGAUAAUAAUUUAUUACAUUUACUUGCAAAUUUGAAUGAAGAUGGAGGUGCAGAAACCAUUGGAAAUAUUUUCAAAAUUUUAUCCAAUGACACAAAACAAAUUCUGUUGGUUGGAAAGAAUAAACUUUCUCAAACACCAUUGGAGAUUGCACAAUCUCAUGGCAAUCCCUUUUCUUGUGAGCUUUUAAUCGAGAAUGAAAAAUAA